UUUGAUCUCUGUUAACGUCGGUUGCUUCUGAAUUGUUUGUCUCUUUUAUUGACUUCAUUUGAUCUCAUUUUCUAAUCUGUUAAUCUAUCAGCCGGCUGUUUAUGUGUAGGUAUUAAUUGCAAAUAUCACCAUGGACCCAACAACGAUCAAGCCUAGAGAUGUUUGCAUUGUUGGUGUUGCAAGGACGCCUAUGGGUCGUUUUAAUGGUUCUCUCAGAACCUUGACAGCCACCAAGCUUGGGUCUAUAGCUAUUCAAAGUGCUUUGGAAAGGGCUAAUGUUGACCCAUCACUUGUGCAAGAAGUUUUCUUUGGGAAUGUGCUCAGUGUAAGUUUUGGGAACGAUCCCGCUAGGGAGUCAGCAAUAGAAGCAGGAAUACCCGAUACAGUUGUUUGUACCACUAUUAACAAAGUCUGUGCAUCUGGCAUGAAAGCAAUUAUGCUUGCCGCACAAAGCAUUCAAUUGGGCAUCAAUGAUGUUGUUGUGGCUGGUGGCAUGGAAAGCAUGUCUAACAACCUCAAUUACGAGCCAAAAUUUCAGGUAGUUUUUGUGGAAGAAUGUGUUAAAGAGUAUUCAAUAUCAAGAGAAGAUCAGGAUAAUUACGUUAUUCAGAGUUUUAAGCGUAGUUUUGCUGCUCAAGAGAAUGGUGUUUUUGCAUUGGAGAUUACUCCUGUGGAGGUUUCAGGAGAUAGUGAAGGGCCAUCAACAAUUGUUAACAAAGAUGAAGGCCUCGGGAAGUUUGAUGCUGCAAGGUUAAGGAAUCUCAAACCAAUUUCUUCAAAAGGUACCAUCACUACUGGGAAUACUGCUAGCUUAAGAGAUGGUGCUGCUGCUCUAGUCUUAGUGAGUGGAGAUAAAGCCCUCAAGCUAGGGCUACUAGUGAUUGCCAAGAUCACAGGCUAUGCUGAUGCUGCUCAGAACCCAAUAUUUUUCACAACUGCCCCAGCCCUUGCGAUACCAAAAGCAAUUUCAAAUGCUGGUUUAAAAUCCUCUCAAAUCGAUUUCUAUGAAAUUAAUGAAGCCUAUGCAGUUGUGCCUAUCUCUAAUAUGAAGCUUCUUCAACUUGACCCAGCAAAAGUUAAUGUACAUGGUGGAGCACUUUCUUUGGGACAUCCCAUAGGCUGCAGUGGAGCCCGUAUUUUGGUCGCACUUUUAGGGGUUCUGAAGAAGAAAAAUGGUAAAUAUGGAGUUGGUGGUGUUUCCAAUAUAGGAGGAGGUGCAUCAGCACUUGUUGUGGAGAUGGUGUAAAAUUUCAUUUGGGUAAGUUUUGUUUGAAUUAAAUGAGCUCAUAACCAUAUAGUUGGAUAUAGCUUACAAAUAUGCAAUUGCAUCGAACACAUUGUUUAUCGAAGAAGUGAACAUAUAUUGUUUAUUAGUUAUGAGUUUAUUCCAUACAGAUGUGUCGUAUUUAAUGAUAAUGUAUUCGCAUGGAAGGGUACCCUGUCGGUUGAGAAUGACAUUUCGCGCUACUAUUUUUUUUUUUCAUGUUAUAUGUUUUCUGAAUAAGUUAUGUUCCUUGUGAAUUAAUAUUGUUUUUAAUUAAAUCUUUAUUGUCUUAAGUGUCUA
Impatiens glandulifera is the source of this 1564-nucleotide messenger RNA. Its product is annotated as acetyl-CoA acetyltransferase, cytosolic 1-like. The transcript is spliced from 12 exons. Gene Ontology annotation, biological process: fatty acid beta-oxidation. NCBI's taxonomy places the organism in Eukaryota, Viridiplantae, Streptophyta, Magnoliopsida, Ericales, Balsaminaceae. The record is from RefSeq and is a predicted model, not a curated record. Gene Ontology annotation, molecular function: acetyl-CoA C-acetyltransferase activity. Bases 131 to 1246 code for a protein of 371 amino acids.